CCAUGCGCCACUGGCUGCCUUUGUAAAAUGGCGGCGCUCAAGCUACUGUCAGCUGAUAUAUUCCGGACACAGUUCGGGAAGAUUACAUCAAAGACUUUGAAUAUUUUUGCAGUGAAUCAGCAUAAGAAACAAACACCCCUGACGGAGCAGAGCAGUCGAGCCUUUGUUCUAUCCCCGAUGUCCAGAAAUGAAAGUUUGAAGGCACAGGACGCCAAAUCAUCCGCUGGAACGCCAACAAUAUUUUCAAAGAUAAUUGACAAAACUAUACCAGCUGAUAUCAUUUACGAAGACGACAAGUGCCUGGCGUUCAGAGAUGUUAAUCCUCAAGCUAAUGUCCAUUUCUUGGUCAUUCCGAGGAAACCAAUACCUAUGUUGGAUGACGCAGGUGCAGAGGACACAGAGUUGCUUGGCCACCUUCUAUUGAUAUCGAAGAAAGUCGCUGCGCAGGAAAGUCUACGAGAAGGAUACAGAAUAGUGAUCAACAAUGGAAGGCACGGUUGCCAAUCCGUCUACCACUUGCACGUCCACGUCUUGGGGGGUCGUCAGAUGGGCUGGCCUCCUGGAUAAGAAUUAUUAGCGCAAGUUUGUGCACAAAUAAAUUUGCUGUCAGAAUGAUGGCACAAAUAGG
Molecule: messenger RNA, 628 nt
Organism: Ornithodoros turicata
Lineage: Eukaryota; Metazoa; Arthropoda; Arachnida; Ixodida; Argasidae
Exons: 5
Coding region: 28-567 (179 amino acids)
Cellular component (GO): cytoplasm; mitochondrion
Molecular function (GO): hydrolase activity
Source: RefSeq, a predicted model, not a curated record